This is a messenger RNA of Synchytrium microbalum, 1737 nucleotides long. RefSeq lists its product as uncharacterized. Gene Ontology annotation, molecular function: protein binding. The coding region runs from base 1 to 1737 and encodes 578 amino acids. The transcript is spliced from 9 exons. The record is from RefSeq and is a predicted model, not a curated record. NCBI's taxonomy places the organism in Eukaryota, Fungi, Chytridiomycota, Chytridiomycetes, Synchytriales, Synchytriaceae.
AUGGAUCCAGCGUACCUAGUUCGACAAAAUGCUGAACAAUAUCGUGAUUUUGUCUCUUCGUUGGGAAACUUUGAGGCCGAGAUGAAGCAAAAAGAUUUAAAGGCAAAGACUACCAAAAUACAACCAGAGACACAUGUACCAGUACGUGGAUCUGCAACAACAUCUGGACGUUCAUCACCAAAAAAUACUCGAUUGGAUGCUCCUGCUGCGAUUGGAGGAAUGUCUGGUGUAAUAAAAGAGUCAUCUACAUCAUCCAGUCGUAUAAAAGGUGCUGAUUAUUCGGCAUGGGACAAGUUUGAUGCUGAUGCUGCAGUGGAAGAUGUAGACUAUCAAGUACCCAAGAGUAAGAGUGUGGAAACGCUAGUAGCUCAACCUGUAGUUGAUGCUCAGUCAAUGGAAAACGCACUACUUGAGAAGGAGAAGGGCAAUGCAUUCUUCAAGAAGGGAGAGUUCAAGAAGGCUGUAGUUUGUUACAACAAGAGUUUGCAGUUGGACAAUAAUUGUGUGGUCAUUGUGAAUCGAGCCAUGGCAUACCUCAAGCUUGGAAUGUACACUGAAGCAGAGCAAGAUUGCUCGAACGGACUCUCGCUAGACUCAAAGAAUGUCAAGGCUUUAUGGCGUCGAGGAAUGGCUCGAUUCGAGUUGGCGAAAUACGCUGAAGCAAAGCAAGAUCUGGAGAGAGCGCUGAUUCUGGAACCUGGCAACAAGUCUAUAAAGACUGAUCUCGACAAAUCAAUCCGGGCGUUAAACUUGACUUCUGGCAAGACAACACCUGCUGCUACUUUGUCGAAGGCCUCAACACCAAUAGUAAACAAGACGGCUUUAGUAGAUCCUAAACCGAAACCUAUUCGAAGACGUGUUCCCAUUGAAGAGAUUGGAGAGCCUAUGCAAGUGGCAGCAGCCCCUUACAAGGUGUCUAAAGCUAAACCUAAAGCCAGUACCGCUGCAAAGUCGAACACAAGCUCCAUACUACUAGAAACAACUCCAACCACGUCUAUGGUGCAAGAGAUACUAGCUGGACGUGAGGCAGAGCUCCUAGAGCCUAGUCGCCCUCUCUUUGCAACACCUGCUGCCACGCCAGAAUCUACCACCAAGAAGCCCAAGGAUAUACCCAAAACGACUCCAACCCCCGUCCAAGUAACUGCCAAACCAAUACUGAAAGAAGCAUCACCAGAACGUAAAUCAGCGCCACUUCCACCCUUGAAACCAGCAUCCGCUUCCCCCAAACCACUGAUUCAAGAAAUUUCACCAGCAGCUGUAGUCUCCAGUGUCAAUCAACCCAUAGUUGCACAGUCUGUAGUAGUAAACACCACCAUCCCAACAGUAAUACCAAAUUCAUACCCAACUCCCAAACUCCCUCCUCAAGGGCCACGUAAUCUACUUGAAUUCGAGCGAGAAUGGAAGGCUAUUAAGCAAGAUGCGCAGCGGGCGUCAGAAUUUUUGAGGAGCAUCAACCCUUCCUCUCUACCAAUCAUUUUCAAGAGUGGAUUGGAAUCGCUAUAUCUUAGUCGAAUGCUAGAAGUAGUAGCACAAACAUAUACAAAUGAAGAUGUAGGAUUUACAGCGUUGUAUGACUUUGUCUCCAAUCUGGCCAAAGUACCUCGAUUUCACAUGUUGCUCAUGUUUUUUACGAAGAACGACAAGCAAGCUGUGGAUGUGAUUUUCAGACAUCUGAGAGAGGGUGAAGCGCAAGGUGCUGUAUCGGAUAUUCCGUCUCUCGAAAAACUGUACAAAUGA